GGCCAUAUCGCCUUUCUUAGCUUUCUAAAAUCCGAGUCGCAGUGAACCAUGACAACCCACAUGCGGGCCGCAUAUUUGGAGAUUUCUACCCCAAAGGGGCCCAGCUGUGAGGCGCCUGGUACGUCCCUUGCACAAAUGUUCGCAUUUGUUCGCCUAUCGCCGAUUUCUGUUGUUCUGCCAGAUUUGACUAGUUUGGCGGUCCCCUAAGCCUUAAAUCGCGCAUCACCUCAUAUAUAUAUGUUGGGGAUUCCCUUCUUGCUUGACCGACUGUAGCAGUUUUAGAGCUGUCAAGUCUUGCUUCAUGCGCUUCCACUUCACAACGCUACUCCAAGUCACAUAACAUUUACUUUGCCUUUUCCCGCCUCUAAUUAAUUCCUACCCUCAAGGUUUCUCAAAAUACUUAGAUCAGAUAUACAACUGGUCUUGUUUACGCUUCACGCAACUCCAUCCAUCCGUCAUGGGCUCCCCGGCUGCCAGUUCGCUCUCCGACCCAGAGAAGCAUCAUCUAGAGAAAACAGAUAUUGAAGAUACUGCACCACAGCGACAUGUGGAUUCUCGCGAAGAAUCCGAUGAAGAGACGAGUGUACCAAUAGAAAAGAAGCCAUCGGCUGGUCCAGCAGCAGCGUUCGACCCUUCAGCGUUCCCCGACGGUGGUUUGAAAGCAUGGACGGUGGUGAUCGGAGCGUUCGCUUGUCUAUUCUGCUCUUUUGGGUGGAUCAACUGCAUAGGGGUGUUCCAGGCGCACUAUCAGAAAAAUCAAUUGCGCGAGUACAGCGCCAGCACGAUUUCAUGGAUCCCCUCGCUCGAAGCGUUCAUGAUGUUUGCCGGAGGUCCCUUCAUCGGCAAAGCCUAUGAUAACUACGGCCCACGAUACAUUCUCCUGAUUGGCACGUUUCUUCACGUCUUCGGCCUCAUGAUGGCCUCGAUUUCUUCCAAGUACUACCAGUUCCUCCUCUCUCAAGGCAUUUGCUCGUCCAUCGGCGCCAGCAUGGUCUUCUACCCGGCCAUGUCCACGGUCGCAACAUGGUUCUUUAAGAGACGAGCGUUCGCUUAUGGCAUCACGGCAGCAGGAUCGUCAAUCGGCGGUGUUGUAAUCCCAAUCAUGGUCCAGCGACUACUUCCACUAGUGGGCUUUGGUUGGACCAUGCGCAUCGCCGCGUUUAUCAUCCUCUUCCUUCUCGUCAUCGCCAACUUGACGGUCCGUUCACGUCUCCCGCCGCACCCGCAGCCUUUCAGGGUCAUGGACUUUAUCGAACCGCUGAAGGAGGUUCCCUUCGCUAUCUCCGUUUUCGGUUUCUUCCUCUUCUUCUUAGGCAUGUUCCUUCCCAUCAACUACCUGAUCGUCCAGGCUUCCCAGGCACCCAUCAACAUGUCCCUGUCCCUAGCCGGCUACCUCGUCUCCAUCCUCAACGCCGCCUCCUUCUUCGGACGUGUCAUCCCGGGCUAUCUGGGUGACAAGAUUGGCCGCUACAACGUGCUGAUCGUCCUCACCUUCUUUACCGGAAUUAUCGAUCUGGGACUCUGGCUGCCGGCGCGUGCCAAUGCGCCGAUCAUCGUCUUCGCCGCGUUGUACGGGUUUUCGACUGGUGCGUUUGUCAGCUUGGGCCCCGCGGUCAUUGCACAGAUCACUCCGGAUGUUCGACGGAUUGGUGUGCGCACCGGAACGAUGUUUGCGAUCGUUUCCGUUGCGGCCCUCAUCAGCAACCCGAUCGGCGGCUCGUUGCUGACAAGAUGGGAUGGGAAGUAUACAGGAAUGCAGGUCUUUGGGGGAGUUUUUCAGUUGUCUGCCGGAUUCGUGCUGACUGCCGCGAGAGUGAUACUGGUGGGCUGGAAUCCGAGCAAAAUGUGUUAGGCAAACCGCCCUUCACCUACUCAAUCGACUAUGAGAUUGGAAGGGGGUUAAACCUCAUCUCUGUGAAUUUAUUCUCGAGACCAAAAUCUGGCUCGCUCUAAUAGACAUGACCCAAGACGGUCGACGUACAUGUGUUGGAAUAUUGCAUAUAGAUGGUGUUCGGAAGUUGAUAAUAUGUGAAGAAAACAGAAAUCUCUGUUCUUGUAUAUCAGAAGCUACGAGUAUAGAAGCUAAGA
Molecule: messenger RNA, 2088 nt
Organism: Eremomyces bilateralis CBS 781.70
Lineage: Eukaryota; Fungi; Ascomycota; Dothideomycetes; Eremomycetales; Eremomycetaceae
Product: putative monocarboxylate permease
Exons: 2
Coding region: 458-1852 (464 amino acids)
Biological process (GO): transmembrane transport
Cellular component (GO): fungal-type vacuole membrane
Molecular function (GO): transmembrane transporter activity
Source: RefSeq, a predicted model, not a curated record